AUGUCGGCUUUCAAGGCUGCGUCUCUGGUACCAAGACCGACUACACAACCUCGAAAUAGCAGCCAUGAAUCAUGCUCUGCUUUCGAAAAUCGACCAACAUUGAUAUUUGCGCCUACGGAUGAGCAGUAUCUGCUUGAAAAUAUAAGAAUAAUCGAGCAUCAAUCUACAGACGAACAAUACUUUGACGCCACCCGACAGAGGAUAUUAAUGGAAUUAUUGUUCGGCCAGAUAGAUACCAAUAAACUCACUCGGUCACCAACGUAUUUGACCUGGUAUCAAUGCGGAGAUCGAAAAGCACACAUAGUUAGCCGGAACUUGUCGUGCUGGCAAAAGGGUACUCAUUAUAGCGCCGAGGCUCUAUCUGGUUUGAUCAGGUUUCCUGGUCGCAGCAAGUCCAGCUUCAAGUUCGUUGGCAGGAUAUUGGCGGAGACCGAGAACAUCAUUUCCCUACAAUAA
This is a messenger RNA of Akanthomyces muscarius, 456 nucleotides long. RefSeq lists its product as uncharacterized. The coding region runs from base 1 to 456 and encodes 151 amino acids. The transcript has 3 exons. NCBI's taxonomy places the organism in Eukaryota, Fungi, Ascomycota, Sordariomycetes, Hypocreales, Cordycipitaceae. The record is from RefSeq and is a predicted model, not a curated record.